Messenger RNA from Xyrichtys novacula (pearly razorfish), 4588 nucleotides. The record is from the annotation of a GenBank genome assembly. Lineage: Eukaryota; Metazoa; Chordata; Actinopteri; Labriformes; Labridae.
AAUAGAUAAAAAUACACAUGAAUGUGAAGAAGUUACUGUGAUUAUUAUGGUCAACUUACCCCAUACACAGGGGUAAGUUGACCAUAGGAGCCCACUUUUUUUAUGGCAUGCUAUAUUAUCAAGACAGUUAUGUUUACACUCAUUCUGUUGGUUUGCAGGGAUGCACAACAUCUUGAAAUAUAUGCAGAUACACUAGUUAGAGACAAAAACAUGAUUGUCUUGAUUUAGUGAUCUGAAAUAUGGAAACUUACUCAUCUUACCCCACUCUCCCUACGAGGAAAUGAGGGGGAAAGGAAAGGAGGUAAGGAGUGAGGGGAGCGGACUCCAGAGAGCAGCCUGUAAGUGAAGUUUAUUCAGUGUUUGAUGUUCCCUGAUCUCUCUUUCAGCUGAUUAUCGAAUAAAACUCCAAAAGUUUAAUCUCCAUCAUAUUUAAAUCUUUAAUUAUUAGAUUUCCACAAACUAUAUAUGCUGAAACAUUUUUCUGUGAUCACAGAGAAACAAAUCAAAGACUGCAGCAUGCUCUGAAUCUGUGGAAUAAAGGAGCUGCUCAGGUUUCUUCAGUGGAGCUGCAGGUGUUUGUAAUCACACAGGUGUGUCUCAGGUGACUCCUCAAUGUGUGUGGAUCAGUGUACUGAUGGUCAGAGCAUCAUGAAGCUGUGUGAGUUCAGUCUGCUGACUUUGAGUCUGUUUUACCUAAACACAGGUAAGAAACAUCUGACCUCAGAUCAGAUUAAUGUGUAUUAUUUAUAUAUAUAGUAGAGUUAGUCUGUGAUUAGUUCAAAUAGAAGUAAUCUGACCUCCUAUUUCUGAGAUCAGCUGACCUCAGAUCAGACCAAGGUUUAACUUGAAACCCUGUCAGAUUAAAACAGAUUAAACUAUUGAAAUCAAACUGUAUCUAGAUUAAACUCAGUUUAAUGUAAAACAGAUACCGAAUGUAAAUCAAUAUUUGAGGUGUGUUUUCAGCUGUUUCAGUUCUGAACCCUUCAAACCCCUCAGCUCUAAACGUCUCAUCUGGAGCUGAUCCUGGAUCAGGUUUGACUUUAUUUUUCUCACAUCCUCUCAGUUAAAGCUGCUCUCAGAUCAGUUUGACCUAAUUUAUCUGAAACUGUUGAUCAGACUACUAAAACAACACAUUUUAUCCACACAAACUGCUAUAUUUAGGAACCAUGUAAACAGAAACUCAACUCAGAGUCUGACUGAUGUCAAAUCCUGAAUUUAAACAUGUUAAUCUGAUUUUAUUUGGUUAAGAGUGUGAUUUAUUAAAAUGGUUUCUUAUGUUUAUUUUUGUCUCUUUUAGAUAAAAUAUUCAAUCAGACCCAGAAUCAGAAUGAAACUCAGACUUCCUCUACACAAUUUGGAUUCAGCGGUGAGAUUUUAGUGAUUUUUGACAUCAGAUGUUAACUUUAUUUAUAAAACAUUGUAAAAACACAGGUAUCAAUUCCAUGUUAUGAAAUGUCCUCUUUGUAUUCUCUGUAUGCUCUACAUCUGUUUUUAAAUAUGUUGACUAUAAAUACCUCCACCCCCUCACGUAAAAUGGUGUACAUAAACCCUCUAACAUGAUCUGCGGGGGCAGGGUCAGACCUGGCAGGGAUCCGGGUUUUCAGCCCAGAACAGGAGAUGGAGACCCGGAUCAUUGGGGGGCAGGAAGCCUGGGCUCACUCCUGGCCCUGGCAGGUGUCCCUCCGGUUUGCCUCCAUGCCAGCCUGCGGGGGCGCCAUCAUCGGUCCACUGUGGGUCAUCUCUGCGGCUCACUGCUUCAAGAGGUCAGAGGUCACCUGAUGGACCUGGAUCAGGCCUGAAUCAGACCUGGAUGAGACUCUUUGUUUGUUCUGUGUGCAGGUAUAACCGAGCCUCUUUCUGGACGGUUUUGGCAGGGAAACACGACCUGGAUAAUCCUCAGGAACCUGGACAACAGGUGAGAUAAAGUUUAACUUACACACUGUGAGGAGGCAGACGGCAUCCAUUCUAUAUACAGUCUAUGGUUAAAGUCAAUCUGGUUACAGUGAAUAAUCUAGUUCUUGUGUCCAGCUCGUUGGGGUCUCCAUGAUUGUCUCCCAUCAUGCCUACAACCCUCGUACCAAAGAGAGCGACCUGGCUCUGCUAAAGCUACGUCAACCGCUUGUCUUCAACCAAUUCAUCAGACCCAUCGACAUCUGGACUGCCCCCCUGCCCCCACAAAGGAUUUGCACCAUCACAGGCUGGGGCUCCACCCGAGAGAGUGAGACAUUUUUAUUCAGCUUUAAAUCCACCAAAACCACCCAAAUCCUCAGUUCCUGUUACAUACAAGGUGGACUAACUCUGGUUUCUCAGAUGGUCCUCGAGUUCACAGACUGCAGGAGGUAAAUGUGACCAUAAUGCCCCCUGAGGUCUGUAACCGGUACUACCUGGGCAGGAUGAGACCCUCCAUGUUCUGUGCCGGGAAGGAAGGGGGAGGUGCCGAUGCCUGCCAGGUAAGACUGAGGGACAAGAGGGACCAGCAGAGAAUGGACUGAGACAAGAUGGGCUAAAGAGUUAAAAUCUUAAAGUUAGACACCCUGUCGAAAAUGUUGACAACCGCUUGCUUCUCUAGUUAAACCAAAUUUAGUAACGACCGCAAGACAGCAAUACAGAGAGCCACGCGCUAAACCAAAACGCCACUCUAUAGCCACAAAUAAUGCUCAGAACAGCACCUAACUUCAUCAACAGUACAUAUAGAGUCCCAGCCACCAAACAUCUUUUUAGCUUUGCCUCAUUUCUUUAGAAAAGAGACUGAACACAACUCACCCUCUCUCCUCCAGCAGGCGCUUGUUUGUACGGAGACCCCCAGGCGAGUCCAUCCACUGCAGCGGGGUGACGCAGCUCAAGGAAGAACAUUUUUGAUCAUUUCUUUAUCAGUUCCUUGAAGUAAUAAUCAUCAUAUUAAUCAUUUUGCACUCUCGACGGGGUGUCUAACUCGGUGUUAUGGUGUGUUUGACCCUAAAUUACUUUUACGCCAGAACAUCCCUUUUAAGGUUGACUGUCCCUUCUCUAAUGUGGACCUAGUUCAGUCAUUAUCUCCUGUUUUUGUGUCUAACCUUGUCCUGGUGUCUGUCUAAGGGGGACUCUGGCGGUCCUUUGUCCUGCUUUACCGGCAGCAGGUAUCAGCUGGCAGGUUUAGUGAGUUGGGGGGUCGGUUGUGGACGGGCCAGAAGACCAGGAGUCUACACCAAAGUUCAGCAACACACUACAUGGAUGUCAAACGUCCUGAGUGAGUGUCUCAGAUGAUUGACAGGUCAUUUUUUACCAGAAUAAGGUGUUCAGAAGUUUGAAGAGGUUGUACUGUGUUUUAUUCAAAGGUGAUCCAAACGUCCUGUACGCCGACGACUCCACGACUGAAGGUUCUAACAUUAGAGUCUGUUUUUAUUCCAAAAUCAUAUCUUUGGGGCUGACAGUCCAGUAACUCUGCCCACUCCGGCAUGACUGUUUGUUCACCUGGACACAGAGGACAGGUGUGGGAAGCAGCAGAGCUCCAGCUGUCACAGGACUCCAGGACUAGCUUCUCUCUUUGUGUCUCAGAAUGGGGAGGUUUCUGUGGGGAACAUCUCAGAGUCCUGCCCCUUCUACUGGCCCUGGCAGGUCAGCCUGCAGUCCGCUGGACGCCACUACUGCAGCGGGGUGCUGAUCCACCACCGCUGGGUCCUGACUGCCAAACACUGCAGUGUCAGGUACCGAUAUGUAGCCGAGCCAUUCCACCAAAUUUAACUUCUUGUAUGGAAAUAUCUAACUCUGUCCCUGACUCGUCUCUGCAGAGCCAAAGAGGACAUGGCAGUCCUGGGAGUCCACGACCUCCGCUUCUCCGCAUCUCAAACCAUCCCUGUAGAUGAGGUCUUCAACCUUCCUGAGGACCACAGCUUUCCUCCAAAGUCUGACCUGUCUUUGAUCCGCCUCAGUGUGCCAGCCAGAAUCAGUAAAAACACACAGAUGCAGCAUUUUCUAAGAAUUUUUACUUCCUGUUUGGUGUUUCCUGAAAUUGUCCUCUGGUCUCAGGUUCCAAUGUAUCUCCGGUUUGUGUCCCUGAUGAGGACGAGGAGUUGGACAAAAGCUGGUUCUGUGUGGCAACCGGCUGGGGCCCCAACAGGGCGGCAGGUAGUCUACAUGCUUUCUGUCCACCUGUGUCUGUCUGUCUCUGCUUCCUUACUAUCUGUGUCCUCUUGUGUCUCAUGUCCUUUUGUAGUGUACGUUGAUCCAGAUCGGCUGCACCAGGUGGGACUAUCUCUGGCCAAUCAGACAAGCUGUAGAGAGAAGUGGGCGGGGCUAAUUGAUGACUCCCACAUAUGCUUUCAUCCUGCAGGCUCAGCCUCAUGCAUGGUAACAUCUCAGAAAAGAGUUGUUUCAUUAGUUUGUCCAUAAAGACAUACAGUAUGUGGUCCACAGUCCUGUUGAUGGACUUGUCCUCCCUUUUUUGCAGGGGGAUCAGGGAGCUCCUCUGGUCUGUAAGAAGCGCAGCUCCUAUUUCCUGUUUGGUGUGGUCACGUGGGGCAGCGGCCGAUGUGACCCAGACAAACCCUCCAUCUUCACCAGAGUUCCAGAUUAUCACUCGUGGAUCUCGGGGCUGACUGAAGACACCUGA